Insectozyma verbasci is the source of this 492-nucleotide messenger RNA. NCBI's taxonomy places the organism in Eukaryota, Fungi, Ascomycota, Pichiomycetes, Serinales, Debaryomycetaceae. The record is from the annotation of a GenBank genome assembly.
AUGACGAUACAUUCAUUUAUAAUAUUCGAUAGACAUUGCAACUGUAUAUACAAAAGAGAAUAUAGUCAUGAAUUAAAUAAUAAUCCACUUUCAGGUCCUAUAAAUAAAAAUAAUGAUUCAAAUAGUUCAAAACUUUUAUUUGGUAUUUUAUAUUCAUUAAAAACAAUAGCAUCAAAACUAAUACCAGAGGAUAAUAUAAAUGAAUUACGAUCAUUUAAUAUAGGUGAUUUUAGAAUACAUUUUUGGGAAUCAUUAAGUAGGUUUAAAUUUAUACUUAUUACUAAUAAAGAAGUGAAUAUUGAUUUACAAUCUAUUUUAUUUCAGUUAUACCUGAAAUAUUUCAUUAAAUAUGUUGUUGAGAAUGGAUUACUGCCUAUUGAAUUUAAGUAUUAUGAAAAAGAUCCCAAGGAGAAUGAAGUAAGUGCAAAGAUAAACAACGGGAAAUUUAUAGAAGAAACUGAUAAAUAUUUACAAACAUUAUCGAUAUUUUAA